This is a messenger RNA of Candoia aspera, 2461 nucleotides long. It is a transcript of the gene CCDC127, whose product is annotated as coiled-coil domain containing 127. NCBI's taxonomy places the organism in Eukaryota, Metazoa, Chordata, Lepidosauria, Squamata, Candoiidae. The record is from RefSeq and is a predicted model, not a curated record. The transcript is spliced from 2 exons. The coding region runs from base 558 to 1358 and encodes 266 amino acids.
CACCCUAUUUACACUGCAAAAUUAUAUUUAACUCUCAAGCAGGUACACUGGCUCAUAAAGUGCACUGUUGCUACUUUUUGCUCUUUUACUGUGUUUUUUGGAAGUCUUUUAAAUUUUGGUGCCCCCUAAAAUUUGGUGCCCCUAGUCCGGUGCCUACUUGGCCUUAGCUUAGAGCCAGCCCUGGUUCCAUCAGGAAAGUGUGAGGAAUGGUAGAAAGUGGUAGAACUGACGUUUGAGACUAACGUGUUCAGGAAAUGCCUUAUUAUGAAUGAGUUUAAAUCUCAGACCAGUUGAAUUGUGUCUCAGAGUGCUGAACAAACUAGCUGAUAAUUUGACUAAGAGUUUAUUAUUUUUGGGAAAAUAAUCAAAGAUAUGACAGAUCAGAUUCGGCAGCAGUAUGUUUUUCCCUAACAUUUUCCAAAUUCACUAUGUCAUGGAUAUAAGUAAUUUUUCAGGGAAUUCUGUCAGAAGUAUAUCAGUUUAAAAGUAUACAGCUGAGUGUAAAGUCGGGUAAUAACUAUCUCAAGAGUUAUUUUCUCUAAUUUUAAGGUUUGUCUAUGAAUAAUUUAAAUAAUCCUCCUCCUAACUGGAACAUUCAGCCUAAUGCAAGAAAUAAUGAAGAACAUGGAAGCAAAUGGAAUUAUGCUUUGUUGGUUCCAAUGUUGGGGCUGGCUGUCUUCCGUUGGAUUUGGUCCAGAGAAUCUAAGAAAGAGAUAGAAAAAGAGAAAAGAGAUGUCUACAGAAAACUGUCAUUGGUACAGAAAGAGCUUGAAUCUAAAUAUCGUGACAUAAUUAUAGAAAACCGCAGAAUGGUUGCCCACUUGGAAUUAGAAUUGGAGAAGGAGCGGAACAGAACCCUAAGUUAUCGCAACGCACUCAUCUCUCAGAGUUACAAACUGGUAGAAGAAAGAAAAACUUUGGAACAAGAGCGCACAAAGAUAGAACAAGAGAAACUGAUACUGCAGCGCUCUGGUGCUGCUGGUGCUUUGUAUCGGAACUGUCUGGAGAAGGAAGAGCAAUGGCAAAAGAAAGCCACUAUUUUACUAAAAGAGUUUGAAGAAGCUUUAAUGGAAAGGCAGAAUAUGUACUGUAGCCUUGUGCUACCAAGAUAUCAUCGAUUGGCAGUGGAGAAAAAAAUGCUAGCCAAAGCAGCAACUGAUCCAGUUGGUUUGGAAUUGGAACUGGAAGCUGGCUUAAAAGAUAUUUUCAGGCAUGAUACCUCUUGCAGCAAUUUGUUAAACACCAAUAAACAUCAAAAUGGAAAGCUAAUGUGGAUCUACCUUCGAUAUUGGGAGUUAUCUGUUGAACUCAGAAAAUUUAAGAAGGCAGAGAAGGUAUUUUUCGGGAAAAGUGGCUAAAGUAGGCUAUCCCUGUAUUAUAUCAAUCUAAUCCUCUCCAGAGCUGUUAAACUUCAGCCCAGAGAAUCCCCAUGCUGGCUUCGUGAUUUCCAUAUACUUUUGUGAAGUAUAUAUCAGUACCUUUAGCUUACUGCUAAUAAUAAUAUAUUAUUAUAUUAUAUUAUAUUAUAUUAUAUUAUAUUAUAUUAUAUUAUAUUAUAUUAUAUUAUUAAUCUAAAUGUGUGUUGGGUGAUACCAUAUAAUGUAUGCCAACUAAAUACCUAUGGUUUUUGUAUUAGCAGUGCUACUAUGUUCAAUAAGAUUUAUUUAAAAAUAGUAUUUUAUUUCCACAUUUCUAUGGUCCUUUCUAUGUUGCCACUUUUUUCAUUCCUCAGACCUUCAAAUAUACUCUCAACCAUGGUUAUCCUGACCACUGCCAACUUCAAAUGCAGAGAUCAUCACAUCAGACAAUGAGUGAUAAAAAUCCAUAUCCAGCUAAUCAAAUUAAUGCUUAAAAUAUGUAAUUUCACUGUAAAAUCUUUACAAAGAAAAAUAAAUACAAACAAUAGAAAUGGGAUUAUAUCUGGCACAGUUAUUAAGUAUAUUCGGCAUAAGUCCAAAAGAAGGAAUAGAGUAUUUCACUGUCUGAAUUGAAGAACUUUCCAAUAGAAUUCUUGGGAAAAAAUCAAUUUCAAUUUUUAGCUUCUUGCUUAAAACUUGUUGAUAUAUUCACCAGGAGUCAAGUUCACCUUAAGAAUACUUUUAUCUUUACCAUAUUAAAUUAACUUGUUUCUGCCUGAUAUACUGUAUAAGAUACUAAUAUUUUCAGUAAACUAUGCAAGAAUCAUAGAUAAAUUGAAGAGGAAAAAAUCAAAGAUGUUAAGAAAAUACUCAUGUACCAUUCAGCAUUAUAAGGUGUACGAGUGGGUAUCAAAGAUGGUCAAUAUAUAGGGAUCAGAUUUUAUUAAAGAAUUUAAAGCAAACAGUAAUAGCUUAAUUUCAGGUAAAUACGACGUUCUUUAUCAACAAAGUUAUUUGCUCUACUUCCCAUGAAAAGAUCUAAAAACACCCAAAAUGUCUGCAUUGCUAUUCUGUCUUUAAAAAAUACUGAUUAUGUCCAAGCA